Molecule: messenger RNA, 2229 nt
Organism: Trifolium pratense (red clover)
Lineage: Eukaryota; Viridiplantae; Streptophyta; Magnoliopsida; Fabales; Fabaceae
Product: jasmonoyl--L-amino acid synthetase JAR6-like
Exons: 5
Coding region: 74-1996 (640 amino acids)
Cellular component (GO): cytoplasm
Molecular function (GO): acid-amino acid ligase activity
Source: RefSeq, a predicted model, not a curated record
ACAGCUUUUGAAUCCCAGAAAACAAGAAUGAAUUUCAUGAUUUUUUUUUUCAGGAACCAAACAGUGCUUACUUAUGUUGACUUUUUUCAAAAACAUUUUACUAUCUAAUUUUGGACUCAAUUAUAAACUUUUUGUUUCUUUUCUUUCUUUUUUGGUAAAGGGGUGUCUCAAUAAAAUGAUAUUUAUCUUAGGACACCGCCUACGAAGCAUGAACACAGUCGCAUACACCAACACUGACACAAAUAAUAAUGUGAAAGAGUGUACCAAGAUGAUUGAAAAAGUUGAAAAGCUUGACAUGGAAAAAGUGAUAGAAAAUUUUGAGAGAUUAACAAAGGAUGCUGAGAAAGUUCAAAGGGAAACACUGAAGAGGAUUUUGGAAGAAAAUGCAUCAGCUGAAUACUUGCAGAAUUUAGGACUUAAUGGAAGAACUGAUCCAGAAAGUUUCAAGGCUUGUGUUCCAUUGGCUAUUUACAAAGAUUUGGAGCCUUAUAUCAAUAGAAUGGUUGGUGGUGAUGUUUCUCCUAUUCUCACUGGAAAACCAAUCACUGCAAUUUCUUUAAGUUCUGGUACUAGUCAAGGGAAGCAAAAGUUUAUACCAUGGAAUGAUGAAUUGUUUGAAACCACAGUUCAGAUAUAUCAAACCUCUUUUGCCUUUAGGAACAGAGAAUUUCCUAUCCAAAAUGGCAAGGCCUUAAGCUUCAUCUAUAGCAGCAAAUCAUCACAAACAAAAGGGGGUGUGACAGCAGCAACAGCAACAGCCAAUGUAUUCAAAAAUCCAGGAUACAAGCAUGCAAUGGAAUUACUUAAGUCUCCUAGUGUCAGUCCAGAUGAAGUGAUAUUCAGUCCAGAUUUUCACCAAACACUCUACUGUCACCUCUUAUGUGGACUACUUUUCCGAGAUGAAGUUCAAUUAGUUUCAUCAACAUUUGCAUAUAGCAUAGUCUAUGCUUUUCGAACCUUUGAACAAGUUUUCGAUGAACUUAUUACUGAUAUCAAAGAAGGUGUUCUUAGCAGUAGAAUCACACAUCAAUCCAUUAGAACUGCUAUGUCAAAAUUGCUGAAACCAAAUCCUGAACUAGCUAACUUGCUCCACAAGAAAUGUAUCGGAUUAAGCAAUUGGUAUGGAUUGAUACCAGAGCUUUUUCCAAAUGUUAAAUAUGUUCAAGGGAUUAUGACAGGUUCAAUGGAAGCUUAUUUGAAAAAGCUGAGACACUAUGCUGGAGAUAUUCCUCUGUUGACUUCUGAAUAUGGUUCUUCUGAAGGUUGGAUUGCUUCAAAUGUUAAUCCUAAAGUGGCUCCUGAAUUUGCUACUUAUGCUAUUCUUCCUCAAAUUGCUUAUUUUGAAUUCAUUCCUUUGACACAACUUGAUGGAAAUGAGGUUGAGCUAAAGCCAGUUGGAUUAACUGAUGUGAAGAUUGGUGAAGAGUAUGAGAUUUUAUUCACCAAUCCUGCAGGCUUAUACAGAUAUAGGCUAGGAGAUGUGGUAAAGGUUAUGGGUUUCCAUAACUCAACUCCAGAAAUCAAGUUUCUUCGCCGGAGUAACCUUUUGCUCACAAUUAAUAUUGAUAAGAACACAGAGAAUGAUCUACAACUAUCAGUGGAAGCCGCAUCCGAGUUGUUAGCUGGAGAGAAAAUGGAAGUGAUUGAUUACACUAGCUACAUCGAUUUAUCCAAAGAACCAGGACACUACGUUAUCUUCUGGGAAAUCAGUGGUGAAGCGAGUGAUGAAGUGUUAGGUGAAUGUUGCACAUGUUUGGACAAGUCUUUUGUUGAUCUUGGUUACAUAAGUUCUAGAAAAUCCAAAGGCAUUGGAGCUCUUGAACUCCGAGUUGUUCGGAAAGGAACAUUCAAAAUCGUUCUUGAGCAUUGUGUUCGAUUAGGCACGUCGGUGAGUCAAUUCAAGACACCUAGGUGUAUUGGUCCUGCAAACAAUGAAGUGUUGCAAAUAUUGUUGGCAAAUGUUGUCAAGAACUAUUUUAGUUUUGCAUACAUUUAAAUUGAGUUAGGGAAUAAUAAAUAAAUCAAGCAAUAAAAUAAAUAGUUUAAAGAGUAUGCACUAAUAUGUAGAAAUAUUGUACUUAGUCAUCUAAUCAGAUUUUGUCACAAAAAUGUUUGGUGAGGUAUGUUAAGAAAAUAAUAUAUAUAGAAUAGUAAUGUCAUAGUGAAAUCUGAUUGAAUAACUUUGUAAUACAAUUUUACUAUAUUAAUGCAUAAUCUUUAAACUCUUCA